Messenger RNA from Glossina fuscipes, 2869 nucleotides. It is a transcript of the gene Drgx, whose product is annotated as diencephalon/mesencephalon homeobox protein 1. Gene Ontology annotation, molecular function: DNA-binding transcription factor activity, RNA polymerase II-specific; RNA polymerase II transcription regulatory region sequence-specific DNA binding. Gene Ontology annotation, biological process: regulation of transcription by RNA polymerase II. The transcript has 8 exons. The coding region runs from base 819 to 2432 and encodes 537 amino acids. The record is from RefSeq and is a predicted model, not a curated record. Lineage: Eukaryota; Metazoa; Arthropoda; Insecta; Diptera; Glossinidae.
AUUUAGCUUUGCUCGCAAACAGUCGUGUAUCUUAAAAUUGAACUGAAUUGAAUUGAAUUUAUGACAGCAACGGCGGUAUAAGGCAAUCCUUUUUUAUUUGUGUGCAACCGAGAAAUCGAGAAAACGUCAACGCAACCUGAAAAAAUAUAAUUUCAUUGCGUUUGCUAAUUAAUUUAAUCAAGAGAAAUGAAAACAAAUUAACGAAACUUAAACACAAAACUGUGAUUUAAUUUCUUAUGUUUAACGAGCGCCGACGAUGCUAUGAUGCAAUGGUGGCACGCGUAUGUGCAUAUGUAUUCGCGAGUGUAUGCCUGACAUUUUGAAGUUUCUUCAAAAGUUUCAAAACUCAAUCUUGUACUCUUUAGUACACCUGUAGCAUCAUUGUGUUUUAAAAACUUUUUUUCUGCCAUUUUUUGUGCUUCGAAAACUUUUCGACACAUGUUUAAGACGAUUUUUAAGGAUAAUUAAACAUUGAAUUGUUAGUGUACUCACGCUAUAGGUGGCUGAGUUUCAAAUUUGCUGAAAAGAAAAGAAUAGAAGAAAAAAAAAAAAAACAAAUAAAAAGAAAGUGAAAAAUUACAUUACAGCCCAACAAGGAAAGGGUUCUAUGAAAUUUUUAGAAGAAAACUUAUGUUGAGUGCAUAAAGCAAAACUUUUUGAAAAGAAUUUUGUGAAGGAUCUACGUUCUCUUCUUCUUCUCAUUCUCCUUUUUUUCUGUAAAGGAAAGGUUGAGUUUCUCUUAAGAAACUCGCCAAGCGAUUACUGUCAAAAUUUUCACAGACGGAAAUAAGUUGGGUCCGGCUGCUGCGGGUAGAGGCAUGUUUUGUUAUCAGUGCCCGCCUGCUUUACAUCCUUGUGGUCCGCAUCCGCCUCGUUUACCUACACUAGAAUAUCCUUUUGCUGCCACGCAUCCAUAUACCAGCUAUUCCUACCAUCCUGCCAUACACGAUGAAACAUUUGUGCGCCGCAAACAAAGACGUAAUCGUACAACAUUUACCUUACAACAGCUGGAAGAACUUGAGACUGCAUUCGCUCAAACUCAUUAUCCGGAUGUGUUCACACGUGAAGAUCUAGCCAUGAAAAUUAAUCUGACGGAAGCUCGUGUCCAGGUAUGGUUUCAAAAUCGUCGUGCCAAAUGGCGCAAAGCGGAACGCCUUAAGGAUGAACAACGCAAGCGUGAUAAUGGCGAAUGUGGCAGUGUAUCAUUGGAUAAGCUUCACGACAGUCGCGAAUCAUCACCGGAUAUUACUGGAGAAAUGGACGAUGAUGAGCCACAUCGACGAUGUCACAGCCCAGGUCCUAGCACUUCCCAUAGUCCACAUGCCGGCCUUGCUGGGACCGAUUCCGACAACGAGCGUCCACUGUCAUCCAAUCAGCUAAACAGUAUACAUUCAAAUUCGCAGUCAGUGGGCUCAAUAAGUGCCGGCUCACCUUCACCAGGCACCAGAACACCGCGCAAUCCUAACAACAGCCCUUCAAAUUCUCGAAAUACCGAUUCGCCCAUUGAAGUGGGAGGGCCUAUAUCAUUAACAACACGAACUUCUAAUUCGGCAUCUACAGUAGCAACAACUAAUACGACACCAACAACAACAACCCUCAAUACAGCAGUUCCACAAUUUAAUACUCAUAUAUUUGGAAGUUUCGGUAGCGCAAACAUAACAACGGGUGGCGGCGGUAGCGGCAACAAUGAAACAAAUUGCGGUUUCCGACCGGUACUGAAUGAACCACCGACCUCUUUAGCCUGCGGUACAAUCGGUCGGGCAAAUCAUAGUCAUUCGUUAUUUUUGCCACCGCAUUUGGCAUCUUUAAGUUCUCAGUUUUCACAGCAGCCUUUAUUUUCCGGAUUGAAAGGUGUGCCGGCAUUUCCGGGCCUUUGUUCGUGUUGUACAUUAAAGCCACCCUCAAGUGCAGCCAAUGUGUCUUGUUCUUCGUCUACAAGCUCGCCAGAAUCUCCCACACAAACCGCUCAUUCUAGCAGCGACCCGCGCUCCACUUCGGUAGCUGAAUUGAGGCGUAAGGCACAAGAACACUCGGCCGCGUUAUUGCAAUCGUUACAUGCCGCCGCUGCUGCUGGCCUUGCGUUUCCAGGUUUACAUUUGCCGCCCUUGUCGUUUCAUCAUCCUGCACUAAGUAGCUCGGCAGCCCAUCAGGCCAGUGUAAGGCUGAAAAAUGAAGCCCAAGAUAUGACAGCCAGUACCAUGAACGGUCUUGUCGCUAACAUGAUGCCAUCUGUUAAUCUUAUGGAUCACUCACCGACACCGCCAACCGUAUCAGCUGCUUCUAAUGUAAAUACAAACGCAUAUCAACAACAACAACACAUGAAUUCUGUUUCACAAUUAUCGCCACCUACUACACCAGUACAUACAACGAACACUACAAAAGAAACAGCAUUAAAUUGUUCGAGUAGUGAUGCCAUAGCAAAAAGUGAAUAAAUCACAGAAAAGCAAUAUUAAAAGAUGACUUUAUAUCCAUAAUUUAUGCAAUUUAAUCAAGGCUCCGAAAGUCUUACAAUACAAUAAUUGAACAAAAAAAAAAAAAAAAAAAAAAAAAAAAGAAUUCUCGUUACAUUCAUUUAUUCUUGAUUAGUAUACGAGAUGUUAUUUGCUACACACACAAUUUGUACUUCGUUUUCCAUCGCAUAAACACAGCUGAAGACAAAUAAUAAUAACUUUCCAGCUGAUUUCCCAAAUUUCGUUUACUAACAACCGAAGCAAUGAAUCCAAUAAGAAUUAUUUAUAGAAAUUUAUACCUAAAUAUAUAUACAAGGAUAUAUGAAAGCUAUGUAACUGCAAAGAUGGAUGAAAUUCAUUUUCAAAGCCAACUAAAGACCAGUAAAAAAUUGUUAUUCGUUUAGGAGCGAAUUUUGAAU